AUGACUAUCACCUCAGACGCCAGCGCUCCUCUAGUUGUCGUCGGCGGCUCUACCGGCCAGCAAGGUGGCAGUGUCAUUCGCGCUCUCCAGGAAUCAGACAAGGCCUACCGGAUCCGUGGUCUCACCUGUGAUAUCUCUAAGCCUUCUGCGAAGGCAUUCGCUGAGCAGGGAGUCGAGAUGCUCUCUGUCAAUCUUGUGGUCGAGAACAAGGCUCAGGUGGUCGAAGCAUACGAGGGUGCCACUAUUGUGUUUGCUAUGACUAACUUCUGGGAACACCUUGAUAAGGAAAAGGAGCUUGCAGAAGGCAAGAUGUUCAUCGACGCGGCGCUCGAGGCCAAAAUCCCACUCUUCAUCUUCUCCUCGCUCGGUAGCAUUGCAGAACAUUCGGGCGGCAAGUACAAGAAGGUGCACCACUUCGAGAGCAAGGCGCAGAUUGCCAGUUAUGGUCACUCAAAGGCAUCCCCCAGCUUUACAUUUGUGGUUGUCCAAGCUGGGUUCUACUACACCAACCUCACCGGCAACCAGAUCAUCAGGCCGCAGGGCGACGGUACUUGGGCCGCUGCUCUUCCCUGCAAAUCCGACGCCCUGGUACCAGGCAUCGAUAUAGACGAAUUUGGCCUCUGGGUUCGGGCUGUUAUCGAGCAUGAGGAGCUUCGAGAUGGCCGCGAACUUUUGACAUGCUGUAGUCAGGAGAUGUCAAUUGGCGAAAUGGUCGAUGAGAUCGCGAAGUCCAUUUGCAUUCCAGCCCGUUUCAUCACUAUUGUCAAUAACGAUGAGUUUCGUAAGGCCAUGCCUGAAGGGACCCCGGAGCAUGUCAAAGACGCCUUGGUAGAAUGCUGGAACGCAUUGUCAGAGAUUGGCUUAAACUACAACCGUGAGGACGUCACUCGCCUCCUGCCUUACCUCAGCCGCAAGACGACAAUGUUUGCAGACUGGGUCAAGAAGAAGGACAUGCCAGAGUAUGGGAAGAGAGGAUUGACGUCCUAG
Messenger RNA from Cyclocybe aegerita, 987 nucleotides. The record is from the annotation of a GenBank genome assembly. Lineage: Eukaryota; Fungi; Basidiomycota; Agaricomycetes; Agaricales; Hemipholiotaceae.